This is a messenger RNA of Condylura cristata (star-nosed mole), 1058 nucleotides long. It is a transcript of the gene RAB29, whose product is annotated as RAB29, member RAS oncogene family. Gene Ontology annotation, biological process: vesicle-mediated transport. The record is from RefSeq and is a predicted model, not a curated record. The transcript has 6 exons. NCBI's taxonomy places the organism in Eukaryota, Metazoa, Chordata, Mammalia, Eulipotyphla, Talpidae. Gene Ontology annotation, cellular component: vesicle; Golgi apparatus; trans-Golgi network. Gene Ontology annotation, molecular function: GTP binding; GTPase activity. The coding region runs from base 189 to 803 and encodes 204 amino acids.
GUACAUUCUGGCCCAGCGGCGGACUGAGUUGGCUGUUUCCUCCCGAGCCGCCCAGGGGAAGUCCGGAGCCGCGCAGCGGGCAGCAGGCGGGAAUGCCAAGCUUCGGUCGGAAGGGGGUCUGGAGCUGGAGAGGCUAAAACACGCGACCCCCCACUUGCCGCCUCUCUAAAACGUCCGCUCUGCUGGCCAUGGGCAGCCGCGAUCACCUGUUCAAAGUGCUGGUGGUGGGGGACGCCGCGGUGGGCAAGACGUCCCUGGUGCAGCGGUAUUCGCAGGACACCUUCAGCAAACACUACAAGACCACGGUAGGAGUGGACUUUGCUCUGAAGGUUCUCCAGUGGUCCGACUCUGAGAUGGUGCGGCUGCAGCUGUGGGAUAUUGCAGGACAGGAGCGCUUCACUUCUAUGACGCGACUAUACUACCGGGACGCUGCUGCAUGUGUCAUCAUGUUUGAUGUCACCAACGCCACAACCUUCAGCAACAGCCAGAAGUGGAAGCAGGACCUGGACAGCAAGCUCACACUGCCCAACGGGGAGCCUGUGCCCUGUCUGCUCUUGGCCAACAAGUGCGAUCUGUCCCCGUGGGCGGUGAGCAGAGACCAAGUUGACCGGUUCAGUAAAGAAAAUGGCUUCACAGGUUGGACAGAAAUAUCAGUAAAGGAAAACAAAAAUGUAAACGAGGCCAUGAGAGUCCUCAUUGAAAAGAUGAUGAGCAAUUCCAAAGAAGAUAGCAUGUCUGUGUCCACCCAAGGGGACUACAUCAAUCUACAAGCCAAGACUUCCUCCAUCUGGGCCUGCUGCUAGUAAUGGUGCCUUGUUUACCCUACCGUUUCUAGGGGUCUUCCCAUCUCAUCCCUUUGGUUGUCUCCCCCAGAAGUCUCUUUCAGUAAGGACGACUAGCAUCACGUCGGAAAGACGCCUGUGUCCUCUGGAAGUGGGUCCUCACUUGCCACCAGCACACCGGCCCUUCCUGUGCCUUCUGAGUGAGCCAGAGUGUCUCCUCCCUCCAUCAGUGGUCAGAAAUCUUGUGAGAGGAUUAGAAAUCGGCUUCUGUGUUCU